AUAAUUUAUUUAUUUAUGCAUUUUGAUUUAUGAUCUAAGAAUUAAGAUUAUGUUGAAGGUAUGAAGCUGAAGUUCAAACUUCAACCUUACCACAGAUCAAAUUGACCUUACCAAUAUUAUAUUAACUAUUAAAAAUCAAGGUGUCAUUUAGGUUGGUUAAUUUUUUAAUCUCCAUCAAUAAUAUUGUCAUGUUACGUUUAUUUUGUACUAAACCGAUCAAUUUGUCAACACUACGUUCCUUCAUUACUAGACAACCAACUAGGAGUUAUUCAUCCCUUACAAAAAAGGCAGCAAAUAAAAUACCAAUUCCAGUAUCGUCAAUCAAUCUAAGUAAAUUGAAUCCAAGAUGGAUGCUUGUUGGAUCUGUAGGAUAUAUUGGAUGUAGAUAUUUACUUAACGGAAGUAACAUAGUCCAUUGUCAACAUAUAGAACAAGAAUCAACAUCUGACAACCAUUUUGAUUGGAAUAAGUUAUUGUCUUAUUUGUCACCAGAUUUAUUUAAUUUAAUAGCGGCUAUUGCUACUGCAUUCAUUGUAGCUCUGUGCAAUUUAAGUAUUCCAAUCAACUUACAACAUGUUAUAAAUACUAUACUUCAGUUUGCUAGAGAUGGAGUACCAUUUGAUUUUAAAAAACUUAGCGACCCAUUAUUCAAACUGAUAGCGCUUUACAUAAUGCAGGGCAUAUCAACAUUUAUAUGUAUAAGCAUGCUGUCAAAAGUUGGAGAAAAUGUUGCUAUACGUAUGAAAUAUAAUCUUUUUUCAUCUAUACUUCAACAGGAGCUAGAAUUUUUUGAUAAAACUCGUACAGGAGAUAUUUUGCAAAGGUUAACAACUGAUGUACAAGAUUUUAAAAGUUCAUUUAAACUUGUAAUAAUACAAGGUCUUAAAAAUGCUACCCAAUUAAUUGGUGGAGUAUAUGCUCUAUACAACACAUCACCAGAAAUGACUGGAGCUGUAGCUAUUAUUUUACCAACUAUCAUUGUUAUAGGCACAUUUCUUGGCUCUAUUUUGAGAAAACUUAGCAAACUGGCUCAAGAACAAGGUACUAAAUCAACAAUUAUAGCUGAAGAAGUGAUUGGAAAUAUGAGAACUGUUCGUGCCUUUGCAUCUGAAUCUACAGAAUGUGAAAGAUUUUUGACAGAAAUUGAAAAUAACGGAUUAUUGCAUAGGAAGUUAGGUUAUGGUAUUGGGCUCUUUCAAGCUAGUAGUAAUGUGUUCCUAAAUGGCAUUGUUUUGGGAACAAUAUUCCUCGGUGGACAACUUAUGACGACCAGCAGUCUUGAUCCUGGACAGCUUAUGUCUUUUCUCAUGGUUACCCAAAUGCUUCAACAUUCUUUAGGGCAAUUCUCAUUAUUAUUUGGUCAUUAUGUAAAAGGUGUCGCUGCAGGGUCCAGAAUAUUUGAAUAUAUUAACAAGAGUCCUAAAACGCUGAUUAACGUGGGUAUUCAGAUUCCACAUCAUUCUUUUAAACCGGAAAUUGAAUUUAAAGAUAUUACAUUUUCAUAUCCAACCAGACCUGAACAAGUUAUAUUAAAAGAUUUCAAUCUUACUCUCCCUCCUGGUAAAGUGGUUGCUGUUGUUGGAUCUUCUGGAAAUGGUAAAUCUACUAUUGCUGCGCUUCUCAUGAGAUUUUAUGAUGUUAAUUCAGGAAGUAUAAUAAUAGAUGGUGUAGACAUUAAAAAUCUUGAUCAGACUUGGCUGCGUAAGAGAGUAAUUGGAUUAAUUAAUCAAGAACCAAUACUGUUUGCUAUGUCUAUCUUAGAAAACAUACGUUAUGGAAAACCUGAGGCAACAGACAUUGAGGUUAUUGAAGCUGCAAAAAUAGCCAAUGCUGAUUCUUUUAUCACCUCUUUUCCCAAUGGCUAUAAUACAAUAGUUGGAGAACGAGGUGUAACAGUUUCGGGAGGACAAAAACAAAGAAUAGCCAUUGCAAGAGCUAUUUUGAAAAACCCAGCAAUACUUAUAUUAGAUGAAGCCACAAGUGCACUUGAUACAGAGUCUGAAAUGCACGUGCAAUCAGCAUUAGAAUCUGUAGCAAAUGGAAAAACAGUUUUAGUAAUUGCUCAUCGAUUGAGCACUGUAAAGAAUGCAGAUGUAAUUGUAGUUUUGAAUAAAGGUGAAAUUGUUGAAGUUGGGGACCAUAAUACCUUAUUGAAAAAGAAAGGCUUUUAUUGGAAUCUAAUGAAUCAGCAGACAUCUGACAAAGCAAAUGCUGCAUAAAUUAUACACAUCAAAGUGAAACUAUUGAAAAGAAACUUUGUUUAGGUAAUAUUGUUAGUUAAUUAUGGUUUUUAUAAUAUUUUUAGUAGAUUUAUUUUGAAUUAAUUUUAUUAACCUAAAUUUGUUAUAGUGUUAUACAACUUGAAGUAUAUAGAAUAUCAAAUUAUAAUUAUAGCAUAGCAAAUAAUUUAAAAAGAACUGUUAUCAGAGGCUGUUUGACUGUACAAUUUUUGGUGCCUGAAUAUUAGGGCAGUGGGUGGUUUACUGGACAUUUGCAGACAGCAAUGCAUAAUUUUAAUUUUCAAUAAAGUAAUCAAUGAUAAUUGUUGUUAAAAAUCAUUAAAUGAUCAGUUAAUGGUUACUUUUAUAACACUUAACUACUGAAAAGAUUUGGUGGAUGUGCCUCAUAUCGAUAAUUAUAAUACUUUCAAACCGUCUCUAUUAUUUCCUAUAAAUCGUUGUUUUUAAUUUUAACCUUUGUUGUUAAUGAAACAACAAAGGGGGUUAUUAUAAUAUAAUAUAUAUUUAUAUAUAUUAAAUUAUUUGUAAACUAAGAAAAAAUAACACAUUAUUUAUAUUUUUAUAAUCUAAAUUAUAAUAUUAGAUCUAUUUUUCUCCACUUUUUUGAUAAUUUGUCCAGUACUUCUUCUUGUAUAAUUUCAAUAUGCCAAUAAUAACUUAAAAGCACUAAUCCAUUUAAACGAUCCUAUUUAGAGCAGAGUUUAAUUAAAAAAAUUUAAAUAAAUAUAAAUAAUUAUAAUAUACUUCUUUCAUACUAUUUGUGAGAUAGGUCUUUACUCUUUUUAAACUUGAAAAAGUUCUUGGCAGUGUGAACAAAAUGUUUAAGAAAAUAAAUAUAAUUAGAAAAAUUAUAGGGUCACAAUGCUUAAUAACAUCUAAUGCAUUUGAUUUCAAUACUUCAUCAGUACCAACUGCUACACACUUGCCCUUUUGUUUCCAAAUUUGUAGCUCACAGAUUGUCCUAGCAAUAUCAAUUUAUUGUAGAUAAAAACAAACCAGAGUCUCAAAAUCUGUAUCAUCUGAAUCAUUUGUAUCAUCAGUUACAUCACUUGUCAUCAAAACAGUUACGGUGAUGGUGAUUUGUCAGUGCGACCUAUAGACGAUACACAAAAUACCUUACUUAUAACCGAUAACAUCACAAACAUCUAUUACUAUUAUUGAUAAAAAUUUUAAUAAAAUAUAUGAAAUAAAUUAAUAAUUUUAAAUAUUCGAUAUAAAUUUAUUUACUUUCCAUGCUGUAAGGAGGGGGGAUUGAAGCCCCUAACCCCCCAUGUCUACAGCCCUGUUUGUAACCACAUAACACACUCAAUUAUUGUUAUAUUACCUAAAUGUAUUGCACUAUUGUUAAUGAUGUAAAACUAGCUGCCAUUUCUUAUUUCAGGUAGGAAAUAUUGUUAAUUAUAAAACCAAUGAUCUAAUUGAAAAGGUAAAAGUUAAAAGUUAAUAAAGUUAAUAAUAAAUAAUAUUUAAGAAACCAUGUUAAUAAUAUAGGUAUUUAAUUGUUUAUUUACUUAUUUGUUGUUACUUAUUAGCAGUGAUGUAGUCCUAAAAAUGUUUAUGGGUAUACUCCUUAAUCAUUGUAAAAAAACAUGGGAGGGGCAAUACCCCCUCACACCCCCCAUUGUUCAGUACUAUACCCACACGUUUGGUGAAACUAUUUUCAUUUGUAGAUAGCAUAUUAAACAAGUAUAUCCACUAUAUUGCGUAUAACUGUAAGUUGUCUAUAUAUCUAUAUAAUAUAAAAUAGUACCUCAUAAAGUAUGAUUUAUAUUUAAACUCAUGAUCCAUAAAUAAUUAAACAUAAUUAUUUACUUUGUAACGUUAAUACGUUUUGUUCAUGGUCCGUAGACCUGUGUACCACAACUUUCGUUAAGGGUACACGCAUAAAUAUAAAACUAGGAGGUGGGUACACGCCGUGUACCUGCGUGUACCCUCCACUACACCACUGCUUAUUAGGUACCUUAAAUUGUAUUAAACCGAUUUUGUUUUACAAAUUUUUUAUUUAUUGUUAAAUAAUAUUGUGCUGUACUAUUUGGAUACAAUGGUUAAUAAAUGCAUAAAAAAAUGCAAUCAAAAAUUUCA
This is a messenger RNA of Acyrthosiphon pisum (pea aphid), 4322 nucleotides long. Its product is annotated as ATP-binding cassette sub-family B member 8, mitochondrial. Gene Ontology annotation, cellular component: mitochondrial inner membrane. Lineage: Eukaryota; Metazoa; Arthropoda; Insecta; Hemiptera; Aphididae. The record is from RefSeq and is a predicted model, not a curated record. The transcript has 14 exons. Gene Ontology annotation, biological process: oligopeptide export from mitochondrion. Gene Ontology annotation, molecular function: ABC-type oligopeptide transporter activity; ATP binding; ATP hydrolysis activity. The coding region runs from base 189 to 2219 and encodes 676 amino acids.